Molecule: messenger RNA, 7258 nt
Organism: Sceloporus undulatus (fence lizard)
Lineage: Eukaryota; Metazoa; Chordata; Lepidosauria; Squamata; Phrynosomatidae
Gene: PTPRS
Product: protein tyrosine phosphatase receptor type S
Exons: 36
Coding region: 726-6563 (1945 amino acids)
Biological process (GO): protein dephosphorylation
Molecular function (GO): protein tyrosine phosphatase activity; protein binding
Source: RefSeq, a predicted model, not a curated record
UCCUCCGUUGGAUCACCUUCCCGUUCAGUAGUCUUUUCUUCCCUGGGUUCGGAUGCACUUGACAAAAUCCCAUCUCCUUCCGGCGCUUUGACUCAUUGAUUCCCAAAUAUUAAACCCAUUCGGAGAUCUCGUAACCGCCGGUUGGACACCACUAUGCUCAGGGGGAUGCUCUGUGGGCUCUUUUGAUGCGCCUCCGAGGAAAUAAUCGCCCGUGUUUGAGAAAUCUUGGUUUUUCUAGCAGGUCUUUUUUCUUCCUUUGGAUGGUAACCGUUGGAGUCCAAAUGGGUGCAUUACGGCAUCCUCCUUUGCAUCUGAAGAAAUAGGCUCCCGUCGACGAAAGCUCAUGCUACCGGCUUUGUUCGUUCCGUUAGUCUCCAAGGUGCUACAAGAUCCCUUUGCAUUUCAGCAUCCUCCUUGGCGAUAAAUCCGCCAAACGUUGAAUGUUUUCUUGGAGACGACCAGGAGUGCCAACCUUGGGCUGUUGUUAUUUUAUUUCAUUUUGAUUUCCGUGUCCCACCGUCGGAUGGAUUUAUCGCUUGCCAGGCGUGCCAUGCUCUCUUCUUUCUCAAAAGCAGGGCUUUGUGGCUUUUCGACAGGCAUGUCGGCAGUGCCCAGAAAUGCCUCUCUGUUAACAGUGCUGACCCUGCUCCGGAGGCACUGUGAACUUUGCUGAACCACGGGGCCGAAUCCGACUGAGGUCGGAGGCCUCGGCCGUCUGCGCCAGCAUGAAUCCCGGCCCCGGGAUGUCUCUCCUCAUCCCCAUCGUCCACUGCCUCUCCUUGCUGCUGAUUGGUUGCAUCGCUGAAAGUCCUCCUGUGUUCACCAAGAGUCCCGUGGACCAGAUCGGGGUCUCAGGUGGGGUGGCCUCCUUCGUGUGCCAAGCAAUCGGAGACCCAAAACCUCGAGUCACUUGGAACAAGAAGGGCAAGAAGGUGAACUCCCAGCGGUUUGAGACCAUUGAAUUUGACGAAGGCGCGGGUGCGGUUUUGAGGAUCCAGCCCCUCCGCACCCCGAGAGACGAAAAUGUUUACGAAUGCGUCGCCCAGAAUCCUGUCGCAGAGAUCACCGUCAGCGCCAAACUCACCGUCUUGAGAGAGGACCAAUUGCCUCCUGGCUUUCCGGUCAUAGACAUGGGACCCCAGCUGAAGGUGGUGGAACGUACCCGGACAGCUACGAUGCUAUGUGCGGCUAGUGGAAAUCCCGACCCCGAAAUAGCGUGGUUUAAAGAUUUCUUACCAGUCGACCCCAGUGCUAGCAAUGGGAGGAUCAAGCAACUGAGAUCAGGUGGCCUUCAGAUUGACAGCAGCGAAGAGACAGAUCAGGGGAAAUACGAGUGCGUGGCCAGCAAUAGCGCCGGCGUGCGCUACUCUUCACCCGCUAACCUAUACGUGAGAGAGCUUCGAGAAGUUCGCCGCGUGGCACCGCGUUUCUCCAUCCCACCCUCCAGCCACGAGAUCAUGCCGGGUGGGAAUGUCAACAUAACAUGCGUAGCCGUCGGCUCGCCCAUGCCGUAUGUGAAGUGGAUGCAAGGGGCGGAAGACUUGACCCCGGAAGAUGACAUGCCAGUUGGACGCAACGUUCUUGAGCUGACGGACGUGAAAGAUUCGGCCAACUACACUUGCGUGGCCAUGUCCAGCUUGGGUGUCAUUGAGGCGGUUGCCCAGAUCACUGUGAAAUCACUCCCAAAAGCUCCAGGGACUCCCAUAGUGACUGAGGUGACCGCCACAAGUAUCACAAUCACCUGGGAUUCAGGGAACCCUGACCCUGUGUCCUAUUAUGUCAUUGAGUACAAGUCGAAGAGCCAAGAUGGCCCGUAUCAGAUCAAGGAGGACAUCACCACCACGCGCUACAGCAUUGGCGGGCUCAGCCCCAACUCCGAGUAUGAGAUCUGGGUGUCGGCGGUCAACACGAUCGGUCAGGGGCCGCACAGCGAGUCGGUGGUGACCCGUACCGGGGAGCAAGCACCUGCCAGUGCCCCUCGAAACGUUCAGGCCCGGAUGUUGAGUGCAUCGACGAUGAUCAUCCAGUGGGAAGAACCCGUCGAGCCCAACGGUCAGAUCCGAGGCUACAGGGUGUACUACACCAUGGAGCCCGACCAACCUGUCAGCAACUGGCAGAAACACAAUGUGGACGACAGCCUGUUGACCACGGUCAGCAGCCUCUUGGAGCACGAAACCUACACUGUGAGAGUCCUGGCGUUCACUUCUGUGGGGGACGGUCCACUCUCGGAUCCUAUCCAAGUGAAAACGCAGCAAGGAGUCCCUGGGCAGCCCAUGAACUUUCGAGCCGAAGCCAAGAGCGAAAGCAGUAUACUGUUGACUUGGAGUCCCUCUCGCCAGGACAUCAUCUUGAAGUACGAACUCCUUUACAAAGAAGUCAGCAACAAACCAGGAAGCCCUGAGUUCUUGAAGACUUUUGACCCCGUGACGUCUUACCUGGUGAAAGAUUUGAAUCCCAACACAGAGUAUGUCUUCCAGCUGGCCGCUCGCUCGGCUUUGGGCCUUGGGGCCCCUACCCCGGAGGUCAGGGAACGCACCUUGCAGUCUAAACCGUCUGCCCCCCCACAAGACGUAAAAUGCGUCAGCACCAGAUCCACGGCCAUUCUGGUAAGUUGGCGGCCGCCUCCGGCCGAAAGCCAAAACGGCGUCUUGGAAGGAUAUAGCGUCCGCUAUCGAGCCCUGGACUCGGAGGAUACGGAGCUGAGGGAGGUGAACGACAUUCCCCCAACGACUAAUCAGAUCCUCCUGGAAUCGCUGGAAAAGUGGACUGAAUAUCGCAUCACGCUCGUGGCGCAUACCGUCGUGGGGCCAGGCCCUGAAAGCUCGCCUGUCAUCGUCCGUACCGACGAAGAUGUGCCUAGUGCCCCACCUCGCAAGGUGGAAGUGGAGGUUCUGAAUUCGACGGCCAUCCAAGUCUUCUGGCGCUCCCCCGUCCAGAAUCGCCAGCACGGGCAAAUACGCGGCUACCAGGUCCAUUACGUCCGCAUGGAAAAUGGAGAGGCGAAUGGUGUGCCCCAGAUCAAGGACGUGAUGUUGGCUGAUGCUCAGUGGGAAACAGAUGACACUGCCGAAUACGAGAUGGUUAUUGCUGGGCUACAGCCAGAGACCGCCUACUCCAUCACGGUAGCUGCCUAUACCAUGAAAGGGGACGGUGCCCGUAGCAAACCCAAACUGGUUGUAACCAAGGGGGCAGUCCCAGGAAAGCCAAUCCUCUCCAUCCACCCGACUCAAGAAAACACCCUCCUUGUCAAAUGGGAACCUCCUCUGGAUGCCGAAGGCCAAGUCUUGGGCUACCGUCUCCAGUUCGGUCGCAAAGACAUCGACCCCUUGGCCACGUUGGAGUUCACCGCCCAGGAGGAUAAGUACACGGCCACCAACAUUCACAAGGGGGCCACCUACAUCUUCAAGCUCUCAGUGAAAAGCCGGGCCGGCUUUGGGGAGGAAGCCGUCCAGGAGUUCACCAUCCCGGAAGACGUGCCCAAGGGUUACCCCCAAAUUCUCGAGGCGAGCAACAUCACCUCCCGGUCGGUACAAUUCAACUGGAUGCCUCCCGUCUUGGCCGAACGGAACGGGGUCAUCGUCAAGUAUACGGUGGCUUACCGGGAGGCCAGCAUUUCCGGGAACCCCCAGGAGAAAGAGUUGCCCCCAUCUCCCGAGAAUUCGUAUACCCUGAACGGCCUCAAGCCCAACACGGCGUACGAUGUUAAAAUCCGAGCCCACACCAGUAAAGGUGCCGGGCCAUACAGCCCGACUGUCCAAUACCGGACGUUCCUUUUGGACCAAGUUUUCCCCAAAAAUUUCAAAGUGAAGAUGGUCACCAAGACAUCCGUUCUUCUCGGCUGGGAGUUCCCUGAAAAUUACAACUCUCCCAUUCCCUACAAGAUCCGACAGGAAAACACCGGCCAGGAGAUUGAGGUGGACGGACGGAUGACCAAGAAGCUCAUCACCAACCUGAAGCCCCACACGUCCUACCGCUUCUCCCUGACUCCCCGGAGGAGCGACAAGGGAGACCUCCAGCAGAAAGUGGAGGUCAUGACAGCGGCCAACAUGCUGAGCAAGAAGCCGGUGGUGGCAUAUCGGCACGAAAUGGAUGGCAAUGUGCUCUUGCAUCUCUCCGAAGUGAAAAGCGCAGACUUCCCGGCACAGGCCUAUUACAUUGUGGUUGUCCCCCUGAAGAAAUCCAGAAGCGGUCAGUUCCAGAACCCAUACAACACACCUGAAGAAAUGGACUUGGAAGAGCUGAUUCAGGAGAUCUCCCGGUUGCAGCGCCGCAGCCUCCGCCAUUCCCGCCAGCUGGAUCUCCACAAACCCUACAUCGCGGCUCGCUUGCACUCGCUGCCUUCCGCCUUUGUCCUCGGGGACAUGAAGCGUUACGACGGCUUUGAGAACAAAGCCCUGGAGGCCGGGCAGAAAUAUGUCGUCUUCGUCCUGGCCGUGCUGCGAGCCAACGAGGCCGUUUAUGCCGCCAGCCCAUUUUCAGAUCCCAUCCAGAUGGACAGCGCUGAUCCCCAGCCGAAGAUUGAAGGAGAAGAAGGAUUGAUCUGGGUGAUUGGACCGGUCUUAGCUGUGGUGUUCAUCAUCUGCAUUGUCAUUGCCAUCCUUCUCUAUAAGAACAAGCCAGACAGCAAACGGAAAGACUCCGAACCCCGCAUCAAAUGCAUGCUCAACAAUGCCGAGAUCACCCCUCACCACCCCAAGGACCCCGUGGAAAUGCGGCGGAUCAAUUUCCAGACUCCAGAUUCUGGCCUAAGCAGCCCUCUCAGUGACCAUGAGUUUGACCUCGAAAGUAUGCUCAACCAUCCGCCGAUCCCCAUUUCGGAGCUGGCCGACCACACGGAGCACCUCAAAGCCAACGACAACCUGAAGCUGUCGCAAGAGUACGAGUCCAUCGACCCGGGUCAGCAGUUCACUUGGGAACACUCCAACCUGGAGGUGAAUAAGCCAAAGAACCGUUACGCCAACGUCAUCGCCUAUGACCAUUCCCGGGUCAUUUUGCUGCCGAUCGAAGCUCUUCUUUGGACCACUUUUGAUGCAGGGAUCGUUGGGAGUGACUACAUUAACGCCAACUACAUUGACGGCUACCGGAAGCAGAACGCCUACAUUGCCACCCAGGGACCCCUUCCGGAGACGUUUGGGGACUUCUGGAGGAUGGUGUGGGAACAGCGGUCGGCCACCGUGGUGAUGAUGACCAAGCUGGAAGAGAAAUCCCGGAUAAAGUGCGACCAGUACUGGCCAGGCCGAGGCACGGAGACGUAUGGGAUGAUCCAGGUCACCUUGCUGGAUACGAUUGAGUUGGCUACGUUUUGUGUCCGGACGUUCUCCCUCCACAAGAACGGUUCCAGCGAGAAACGAGAAGUCCGUCAGUUCCAGUUCACAGCAUGGCCGGAUCACGGGGUCCCCGAAUACCCAACCCCAUUCCUGGCCUUCCUGAGGAGGGUCAAGACCUGCAACCCACCGGACGCAGGCCCCAUCGUCGUACACUGCAGCGCAGGGGUUGGGAGGACAGGCUGCUUCAUUGUCAUCGACGCCAUGCUGGAGAGGAUAAAGCACGAGAAGACAGUGGACAUCUAUGGGCAUGUCACGCUCAUGAGGUCGCAGCGGAAUUACAUGGUGCAGACGGAGGACCAGUAUAGCUUCAUCCACGACUCCUUGCUGGAAGCCGUCGCCUGCGGGAACACGGAAGUCCCCGCGCGGAACCUGUACACUUACAUCCAAAAGUUGGCGCAGAUCGAAGUGGGCGAACACGUCACCGGCAUGGAGCUGGAGUUCAAGCGGCUCGCCAAUUCCAAAGCCCACACCUCCAGGUUCAUCAGCGCCAACCUCCCAUGCAACAAAUUCAAGAACCGCCUUGUCAACAUCAUGCCAUACGAGAGCACACGGGUUUGCCUUCAGCCUAUCCGAGGAGUCGAGGGCUCCGACUACAUCAAUGCCAGCUUCAUUGACGGAUACAGGCAACAAAAGGCGUACAUUGCCACCCAGGGACCGCUGGCGGAGACCACGGAAGACUUCUGGCGCAUGCUCUGGGAGAACAAUUCCACCAUCGUAGUGAUGUUGACCAAGCUGCGAGAGAUGGGCCGGGAAAAGUGCCAUCAAUACUGGCCGGCCGAACGCUCUGCGCGGUACCAGUACUUCGUGGUGGACCCCAUGGCAGAAUACAACAUGCCUCAGUACAUCCUCCGGGAAUUCAAAGUCACCGAUGCCAGGGACGGUCAGUCGCGAACGGUGCGUCAGUUCCAGUUCACCGACUGGCCUGAACAAGGCGUGCCAAAAUCCGGGGAAGGGUUUAUCGACUUCAUCGGCCAGGUGCAUAAAACCAAGGAGCAGUUUGGACAAGACGGACCCAUUUCUGUCCACUGCAGCGCCGGCGUGGGCAGGACUGGCGUCUUCAUCACGCUGAGCAUCGUACUGGAGCGGAUGCGCUACGAGGGGGUGGUCGACAUCUUCCAGACGGUCAAGAUGCUGCGGACACAAAGGCCGGCCAUGGUGCAGACGGAGGACGAAUAUCAGUUCUGUUACCAAGCAGCGUUGGAAUACCUGGGCAGUUUUGAUCACUAUGCAACAUAAAAAAAAGGAAAAAAAAUACAAAAAAUAAAACUCAACGACUUUCUUUUUUUAAAAAAAGAAAAAGCCAUCCGUCGUGCGGACUCUGAUCACUGAAAAGUCCCGGAAGGCCCCUUUCGAGCUAAGAGAGGCAAGCGUUGACCGUUGUUUUCUUUUUCUAACAAAAUAAAAACACAAGACUGCAGACUGAAAGAACAAAAGUGACCUCCCCAACCACCGCUCAUUUCUGGAUGCUGCAAUGGGGAAGGAAUAAUGUAAAAGGGGGUGAAUCUCCCCCACGAGACUCCCCAAACCCAUUCCCCCUCCUCCGACCCGUGUUUCUAAAACCUGGACGAUCCAGCAUCCACAGGUGGCUUGGAAAGAGGACGAUGGGUCUUCUCCUCCUUUUUUCUUUUUAAGUGGCAAACUUGUUGUUCUUACCUCAUUUGGUGUUUGCGACGUGGAUGGCGCAGGACUGAAUCCAGUUUGACGGGACCUGAAAACUAACAAAACACAGACAGACCGGCAAUACACACAAACACACACGGUUUGCCCCACGCCUGCCUCGUUGCAAAAGAAAAGCCGAGGAAAAAAGAGACGGAGGAGGCCGGAGAAAAGGUGGCGAAUUUGGACAAGAGGCAAAAGAACCCCCCCAAAAAAAUACGGAGAGGGAUUUGGCGACAAUGGUUGCAUUAGUAGGGUUCAUUUUACACACAGCU